AUGGAUUCUAAAACCUCAUCAAGUGUUCCCGCACCCUCAGUCAAGGAAAAGCAAUCUUCUCCCACUCGGAAAUCUUCAAUCACUCCUUCUCAUAUCCAAGCUAAGAUCUCUUCUCCAACACCCCAAAAUACACCUUCAGAAAAUGUCUUCCCUCUCGGAAUCGGGAAACGACAUUCCGUUUCCGGAGGGGGAAAACCAAUCAAUGCAGCCAACGCAAUUAUGGGUAUUGGUAGGGGAUUACCUCCUCAUCCUCAUGCUGCAACCCCAGGAAACACAUUGAAUAGUUUAGAAAAGAUCACUAGUAGAAUAGCUAAUCAUUUAGUGGUUGAAGAAAAUCAAGAUGUGAAUGAUAACAAGAUCGCGCCCAGCUACGAAAGUAGUUUUUCUGCUGGAUUAGGUGAUCUCAACCGAAGACUAUCGUCACCAGCAAUUAUCAGAUCACCUUCCAGUCCCAUAGUAUCACCUACUGCUUCUCUUAGCAUGAUCUCAGGGGACCUUCAAAAUGGUUCAUUCAAAAAUGAAUGGCCAACUACGUUCUCAGAUCUGGAUAACGAAGCUGACUCCGUAGAAUCAUCCAAGAACAAAUCCGAGAGAGACAAUAGUGUCCUUCAAAAGAAAGAAUAA
Kwoniella shivajii is the source of this 624-nucleotide messenger RNA. RefSeq lists its product as uncharacterized. Bases 1 to 624 code for a protein of 207 amino acids. The transcript has 5 exons. Lineage: Eukaryota; Fungi; Basidiomycota; Tremellomycetes; Tremellales; Cryptococcaceae. The record is from RefSeq and is a predicted model, not a curated record.